ACCUGACACCUUCAGGUAACUGGUCUCUGGAGGACCCCCUGGGAGGCUGGCAAAGGGGCGCCGCCCCACAUCUUUGCCUGAAGUCCCUGAGGGCUAAACAAGCCACUUGACAAACUUUGACAAGCACCAAAAGAGACUCGAGGACAAAUAAAUCAGAAGAGAGAAAAAGCGAAGGCUAAAGCCUCCAUGGCCUUUUUCCCCCCUGCUGUCGUUCCAGCUGUAGCCUGGGAUUAAUUAAGUGCUGCAAAGUCAGUGCCUGAGAGAGAAGGGGAAAAAAAAUGCUUUCUCUCUCUAAGGCAGGAGGACAGGAACCGUUCUCACCAGUGAGAAACCUUGGGAAGUGAGUCGCUCUCAUCGUCAGUGUUUGUGGAGGGACUGGAGGGACAGGGCUUUGCCAGGCUGGAGGAGGCUUGCCUUUCCGAAGCUGGAGAGGAUUUUCCGGGGGUUCGCCUUCCCCUGCCUGGGAAGAAUUUCCCCUCUGGUAGCAGCCGCCGCAGCAGCGCGACCUCCUCUUCUGGAGACCAGGGCAGAAUGCCUGUGCUCGAGCGCUACUUCCACUCGGCAGAGCUGGGCAGAAGGUGGACGGCCCCAGAAGGUGUGCUGCCCUCCUCCCUGGGCAGCCGGCCGGUGUGCCGGCAGGGGCCGCUGCCCUGGGACUUGCCAGAGAUGAUCAGGAUGGUAAAGCUGGUUUGGAAAUCCACAAGUGAGCUGCAGGCGACCAAACAGAGAGGCAUUCUGGAGAACGAAGAUGCUCUCCACAGCUUUCCAGGAGAUGUACGACUGAGGGGUCAGACGGGGGUUCCUGCUGAACGCCGCGGCUCCUACCCAUUCAUUGACUUCCGCCUCCUUAACAAUACAACACACUCAGGGGAAAUUGGCACCAAGAAAAAGGUGAAAAGACUGUUAAGCUUUCAAAGAUACUUCCAUGCAUCAAGGCUGCUUCGUGGAAUUAUACCGCAAGCCCCGCUCCACCUGCUGGAUGAAGACUACCUUGGACAAGCAAGGCAUAUGCUCUCCAAAGUGGGAAUGUGGGAUUUUGACAUUUUCUUGUUUGAUCGCUUGACAAAUGGAAACAGCCUGGUAACACUGCUGUGCCACCUCUUCAACGCCCAUGGGCUCAUUCACCACUUCAAGUUAGAUAUGGUGACCUUACACAGGUUUUUAGUCAUGGUUCAAGAAGAUUACCACAGCCAAAACCCUUAUCACAAUGCUGUUCACGCAGCCGACGUCACCCAGGCCAUGCACUGCUACCUAAAGGAGCCAAAGCUCGCCAGCUCCCUCACACCUCUGGACAUCAUGCUUGGACUGCUGGCUGCCGCAGCCCACGAUGUUGACCAUCCAGGGGUAAACCAGCCAUUUUUGAUCAAAACAAACCACCACCUUGCCAACCUAUAUCAGAAUAUGUCUGUGCUGGAGAAUCACCACUGGCGAUCUACGAUCGGCAUGCUUCGAGAAUCAAGACUUCUGGCUCACUUGCCAAAGGAAAUGACACAGAAUAUUGAACAGCAGCUGGGCUCCUUGAUCUUGGCAACAGACAUCAACAGACAGAAUGAAUUUUUGACCAGAUUGAAAGCUCACCUCCACAAUAAAGACUUAAGCCUGGAGGAUGUACACGACAGGCACUUUAUGCUUCAGAUUGCCUUGAAGUGUGCUGACAUUUGCAAUCCUUGUAGAAUCUGGGACAUGAGCAAGCAAUGGAGUGAAAGGGUCUGUGAAGAAUUCUACAGGCAAGGUGACCUUGAACAGAAAUUUGAACUGGAAAUCAGUCCUCUUUGCAAUCAACAGAAAGAUUCAAUCCCUAGUAUACAAAUUGUCCCUGGACCAUCACAAGCUGACUUUCCGAGUUUAAUUCCUUCAAUGCUUGAGAAGAAAGGAAUCAAAAAGCUAUUUUUAGUAAGUGAAAGCUAAAGUUAAAAUCAAAUUAAGAGAGAGAGAAUAGAUAUCACUGCCAGGCCUGAUAGGCAAAGCCUUUUUCUUUUUACAGCACCUGUGAACAGUCAGAACCUUGUUCCUGGAACGCUGACCUCCCCAUAACUCCCUGCUAGGCUGAGUGAAAAUCCUGCUCUGUUUCUACCUGCCUAAGGCUUCCCGCAAUGGGAUGUGGAGCGUGUCCUGCAAAGCUGUCACCAGGUAACAUGUUACCAGCCAACCAAUCAGAUUCAAGGUCAAGGUCAAGAGCACAGAUGCAGCCAUGAUCCACGGGACUCAUUCCACCAGGGGCUGCAGAAACAGCCAUGUCCAUGAAGCCAUCAUUUGCCAGUUAGUACCAAGAUAGGGAAAAAGGGCCACCAUUCAGCUCUGCAUUUCCCCUGAGUUCUGAUAUUUUUCUGAUCCACAUUUGUCAAAUUCAUAUAUGAAUGAGAAUGAGGUACAAUGUUUUAGGUUCUGGAAACAUAGUGGACUUACUUGUGAAAACUAUGGUCUUGCAUUUCAGGAUUGAAAGCCAGCAAGAACAAUAGAACAGUUCAGGCAGGACAACUGAGUGUCUAAAUCUAUCUGGAAAUAGAGGAGGAAAAAAAAAAAACCCACCACCCAUGGUUCCCAGGAACAGUCUUAUAUCUUUACAUAGUCUCCUCACGUUCAUUUUGUUAAGAUUUGUAUUCAGAAUCUCACUGAUACCCUAAUGCUUCUCCAUGUCUGAAUGCAAAGUCACUUUUUUCAUUUGUCCAUACUCCGUAUCAUCCAAUCAAAAUCAAAAGUGGGACCCCAGGGCUUCCCUGGUGGCGCAGUGGUUGAGUCCGCCUGCCGAUGCGGGAGACACGGGUUCGUGCCCUGGUCCGGGAGGAUCCCACAUGCCCGCGGAGCAGCUGGGCCCGUGAGCCAUGGCCACUGAACCUGCGCGUCCGGAGCCCGUGCUCCGCAACGGGAGAAGCCACAGCAGUGAGAGGCCCGCGUACCGCAAAAAAAAAAAAAAGUGGGACCCCCAGUGGUUUCCCAAGUAAAGGUCAGACAUGACUUUCAAAUGUACCCAGGAACCUAGCAGACACAUCGUCAAAUAGGCCAAGCCUAUGUAAGCAAUUGAAUUUAAAUCAAUUUUUUUUAAAGAAAAAUCUUUUAUUGCAAUAAAUAUAGUAUAUGCUGUUUCAUACCAACGAGGCAAAAUAGAGCUAUUUAUUCGUAUUUAUAUUUAAAGUAUAUUUUUAAAGAAUAGUUCAACUGGCAAAUUUUUAUUAUCCAAAUAUUAAUAUUAAAAAUGACAGAAAAUGUCUUAAGUGUGAAAAUCUACGUGGUGCCAAUAAGCAAAAUAUUUUGUAGUGUCCUUUAAUCUGUUUUGUGUGUAUGUAUG
Messenger RNA from Lagenorhynchus albirostris (white-beaked dolphin), 3286 nucleotides. RefSeq names its product phosphodiesterase 7B (gene PDE7B). The record is from RefSeq and is a predicted model, not a curated record. Bases 532 to 1908 code for a protein of 458 amino acids. The transcript has 13 exons. Lineage: Eukaryota; Metazoa; Chordata; Mammalia; Artiodactyla; Delphinidae. Gene Ontology annotation, molecular function: 3',5'-cyclic-AMP phosphodiesterase activity.